AUGGAUAACGAGCUUUUACUGAACGCUGACCACCCGAUAGUUCUUGAGGACUUCCUGAACCCCAACGCCACCACGGAGGCGCCGGGCUGGUGGUCGGACUCUGACGGAUCAGAGACGGUCCAUUUCGUGGUGCGCUGCGUCAUGACCUCCGUGUACAUCAUCAUCAUCACCGUAGGUCUCGUGGGAAACAUCACCCUCGUGAACAUCUUCAUCACCAACAGCGCCAUGAGGAGCGUGCCCAACAUCUUCAUCUCGAGCCUGGCCGCGGGAGACCUGCUGCUGCUCGUCACGUGCGUGCCCGUGGACGCUUUCCGCUACUUCUCCGAGGAGUGGGUGUUUGGCGAGGCGGCGUGCAAGCUCAUCCCCGCCAUCCAGCUCACCUCGGUCGGCGUGUCUGUGUUCACCCUCACGGCGCUCAGUGCGGACAGGUACAGGGCCAUAGUGAACCCCAUGGACAUCCAGACGUCAGGUGCAGUGUUCUGGACCUGUCUGAAGGCUGUCUCCAUCUGGGUCCUGUCAAUGCUGCUCGCUGUCCCCGAAGCCAUCUUCUCCCAAGUCAUCCACAUGCCAGCACAGACCGAGAACAUCAGCUUUGCCAACUGUGUGCCGUACCCUCUGUCCAACGAGAUGCACCCCAAGAUCCACUCUGUGAUGAUCUUCCUGGUCUACUUCCUCAUUCCUCUGGCCAUAAUCUCUGUCUACUACUACCACAUCGCACGUACCCUCAUCAAGAGCGCCCAUGACAUGCCCGGAGAGCUCAGUGACCACACCAGGAGACAGAUGGAGACCAGGAAGCGUCUGGCUAAGAUCGUGCUCGUAUUCGUGGGACUAUUCGCUCUGUGUUGGUUCCCGAACCACGUGCUGUACAUGUACCGCUCCUUCCACUACCACCAGACAGACCUGUCCCUGGCCCACCUGGUCAUCACGCUGCUGGCUCGUGUGCUCAGCUUCUCCUCCUCCUGUGUGAACCCCUUCGCUCUGUACUUGCUCAGCGAAAGCUUCAGGCGCCACUUCAACAGUCAGCUGAAGUGUGGUCGUGGCUCUCGUCCAGAACGCCAGCCCAGCUACCUCCACAGCACCUCCCACAUCCGCCUCACCUCCAUCAAGAAGACCGCCCCCACCGCCGCCAUCGUCGCUCCAGCUGCUAACGGCAAGCACAGACAGGAGGUGGCGCUAUAA
This is a messenger RNA of Boleophthalmus pectinirostris (great blue-spotted mudskipper), 1179 nucleotides long. RefSeq names its product neuromedin B receptor (gene nmbr). The coding region runs from base 1 to 1179 and encodes 392 amino acids. Gene Ontology annotation, molecular function: G protein-coupled peptide receptor activity. The record is from RefSeq and is a predicted model, not a curated record. The transcript has 5 exons. Gene Ontology annotation, cellular component: membrane. NCBI's taxonomy places the organism in Eukaryota, Metazoa, Chordata, Actinopteri, Gobiiformes, Gobiidae. Gene Ontology annotation, biological process: G protein-coupled receptor signaling pathway.